CCAGAGGUUUAUCUCCAUUUCUUUGGUACAGUUGUAAAAUAUUCACAAUAGGAGCUUUGAGUUCUUCAAACAGCCUUGAUAUUCAGGGUGGAUUGUAAAAUAUAAAUUUUGUGAAAUUUCAAAGAUUAAGAUUAUUUUGAUAACGUUAUUUACAAAUUUAAAAAAGUGGCUAUCACAUAUGAAUAUCUGUAAGAGGAAAACUACUGCAUUAAAAUAACUUGGAAUAAAUAUUUUGCAUCAGUUUGCCAGAAUUGUUGAUGUUGUAAUUUUUGAACUAUUUGUUAUAUUUUAUGAAUGGGAUGUUUAUAAUCAAAACAUUUACUACAAGGGACAGCAAUCUAUAGUUUAAACCUAAGCUGAUAGUCAGCCAACUAUGCAUAAAUAUAAAUGUUCCAAGAUCAUUAACAGUGGCCUGUUGUUCAAAACUGCUGUCUGCAGCUUGGAAACAGAACUUGCAUCAGGAAUACUUGGCUUACAUUUUCAGCUUCAGUCAUAGUGUGAACUGGGAGCUGGCAACAGUCCACUGUCUCUUUCACAAAGUCAUUGAGGCAGAACUUGAUAUGGGGUUCUGUGUUUUAUACAUGAAAGAGCUGAAUAAAUUCAACAACUUAAAAUCUAGUAGAUAAUCUUUGAAAAUAAUUUGAUACCUGGCAGUCCCUCUUUAAAGGCAUCUUUUUUAGAGAGCUUGAAGGUAGAUUUGAUUCUUGGAUCAACCAAUGGGGGGUAGUGAACAGUGCAGCAAUUGCUGAAGUCUUUUGAAUACCUUAUUUUCUGUGUUCUGUAAAUACUAAAUCAAAAUACUGUGUUCUAAUUCUAAAUUUAAGUGCAAUAGGCAAUAUGUGAUUUUCUUUAACAAAUGCAGCAAAAAUGACAUUAAUGUGCUGAAACAUUGUUGCACACAAUUCAGUAAGAUGACAGUGCCCCUUUAAAAAGUCAUUUUAAUUUUUCAAAGAUUAACUUGUCAUAUCAGAGUGCCCUGCCCUCCUGCAGUUUCCUAGCAACAAUCAAAGCGAUCAUUCAAACCAAACAACUGACUGCCUCAAAAAAUGCAAAACAACUGAAUAGGAUAUACAUUUUACAAAAUGUAAAAUACACAACGUUUUGAUCACUUCAAUAACAGGUUUGUUAUAAAAAAAAGUUAGAAUUGACAUGCUUCUGAAGAAAAAUGAUUGUAAUGUAUUUUGUGUAUGAGGUUUUUGCAAUGUAAUGGUUGUUAAGGAUUUUGAAUGUUGACGUUGUCAAGUUGACAUCUGAAGACAAUUUAAAGUAACACCUUGUUAGAGUUAAUUGUAGAAACUGUAAGUGACAUGUUUGUUUUUGUUACUAAAUAUGUUGAUGCUACUUUAUGUAUUUUGGUUUAUUCAUUGGUUGUGGGAAAGAAACCAGAUAUAUUGGAAAUUUAAAUCUUUAAAUGCUGCGAGAAGUAGAAUGUCUCCAGAUCAAAAAAAUUUGUUAAAAAGUAACUUUCUGUUUAAAAGAGAAACAUGAAUCGAUGCUUAUGGUAAUAUGUCCUGUUAAUUGUUGUGAAAAUUUGAUAACUUACCUGUAAAUGUACGGGUAUUUGAGUUUGAAUUAUACCAAGUUUCUGUUUCAACUGAAGGACUUCGCCGGCUUCAGUAUGGAUGUUGGGAAUUUCCAUUGUGACAAUUGUAAUAUGAACUUCAGAUCUUUAGCACUAUUAGAAAAACACAAAGACAAGUUCUGUAUUGGCAGUUAUGCUGAAGAUUCUUACUUAUUAACUGCAAAGUCAAGAGACUGUCAGCCUAAAACUCCUGGACAUGGAAUUAACAGAUUGAGGAUAAAUGAUCCAAAAGAAACAAAAACUCCAUAUAAUAUGGACAAUGAAACUAAGAAGGGAAGAUUCCAACAGCAACAAGAGGAAGUGAAUCACCUUGAUAUUAAUCCACUGAAUGAAAGAGAAAGGAAACUCCUGCAGGAACAGCAACCUGAAAUUGGUUUGUCUGAUGGUCAUACCUUUAGAAGAUUAACUGAGGAGUUUCACAAGCUGAGGAUGUCAAUUGAGGAAAACCUGCCCACAUACAGGUCCUGGCAAGGAGAGCAUGAGGUGAGCCCUCGGGUCCAGAGGGAAUGGGAACAUCAGGAACGGAUGCGAGAAAUUGCAGAGAUGCAUGGUCGACAACUUGCAGAUAUUCAAGCUCGAAACAAGGAUUUGGAGCAGCAAAGAGAUGAAAUUCGUCAGCGGCUGGAAGAGCUUUCGUCCAAAGAGCAUUUCACCACCCAUAUUGAACAAAUGUUGCUGGAGCUUAAGGCACAGGAGGAGAAGAAUCUACGUGCUUUAGAUGCACUUCGAGAGCAAAUUGAGCUGCUGCAGAUGGAAUCUGUUAUCAAACAGGAUUCAGUCAAUGUCGUAGACCAUUCUCCUGCACAGAAAAAGGAGGACAAGAUGCCACUUAAUUUUGUAACGUUUGCCAGUGGUGAUAGCCUAUCAACUGAAAUAGGUGCUCUGAAAAUGGUUUACCUUCAGUGUGGUGGCAAUGAUCCUGCUAUUCUUGCCCAGAUGCAUGGUCUUCAGGCAGAGGCUCAACUUCUAGAAAAGUCUACACGGCCACCAAAGGAGAAAAAGAAAAAACAUGAGUCACCUCACAGAUCAUUAGACGCUGAGCUUUUAGCUGUGGAACUUGAGAACCAGCGUCUAGAAGAAGAAAUUUUAAAACUAAAGCUUCAGCGAGAGAGGAGGAUCCCUGAUGAUGAAUUGGAAAAGGAAAUGCAGGAAAUGCACCGGGAACACACAAAGAAAAUCAAUGACCUGCAAGAAGAAAUUGAGAUGCUGAAAAGUGAAGCCAAUAAAUUGCGAACGCGAAAAGGGUUAAGGUCUCAACAUCUGCACCCACCUCCACCUCCGCCCCCACCCCCAAUCCCUCCCACUCAUUCAACUCUGAACCAACAUACUCAGGGGUCUCACAUGAGCCAUGCCAGACCUCAAACACCAAUGAUUGCCAAACAUUUACUUGAUCCUCCAGAUGUUUUAGGACCUGCACCUUAUGACCCAGCAGCAGGGUUUGUUGUCUUUUAUGAUUUUCUUCUUGGCCUUGGCCCAACCUAUCGCCUCAUCCGUCUGGUUACUGGUUUGUACAAUAAUGGUCAUGAGAUGGGGAAGCCAUCUGCCUUACCUGCAGUGUACUGUGAAGUGGGAGUUGGACCUCACUACUUGUCUGAAGGACUCAAAGGCAACUUUGGAAUAUUAUCUGCAAAGCAGCCAGUACCAAGAGUCCGUCCUUCCCCAGGAGUCUCAUUAGUAAUUGAACUCCAAGCUGCAGGGGGCUUUGAUCCAUAUGGCCAGGAAAUCCAGCGCCUGGUUUCUAGAGGCUGGGCGAAGAUUGAUAUAUUUGAUGAUCACAAUCAGGUCAUCAGUGGACGCUGGAAGGUUCCAAUACGCUGUCUACCAGUAAGACCAUCGCUCACAACUGGCCAGCUCAAUGGAAUUCCUCAGGUUGGCAGUGCUGAAGUUUACCUACGAGUGUUAAAUGCUAGAGAUGCUGAUGUGCAUUCAAUGGCCACAGUUGAUCCUCACAAGUCUUCCAUGUAUCAGUAUCCACCAUUGAUAUCAAGUCGCAGUGCCCCUCUUGCUGAAUCCCAGCCUCCCCCUCAACACCUGUCUUAUCAUCAUCCUGCGGUUCAAUACCUCUCUCAUCCUCCUCAUGUUGACCUGCCUCCUACUGAGGGCUACAAUGACCACCACAAAGUUAAUCAAAGGUGAGAGAGGGAAAGGUUAAGAGCGAUCCUUUCUUUGACUACUCCCUACAGAGAUGUCACAAUCUGAACAUAUGACAGUGUUAAAGCCUAAAAAUGAUUAACUUCAAGGAAGAUCAAAAUGACUUAUUGAAAGUGACAAUUUUUAUGAAAAUUGCAAACAAUCUAUUGAAACCCAAAUAUACACUGUGAAAUGUAAUACCGUUUUGUGAAAAAUUGUGACACUAAAUUUAAUACACUAUGAUACAGAUAGUUUCUCAGAAGAUACUAUACCU
This is a messenger RNA of Chiloscyllium plagiosum (whitespotted bambooshark), 3986 nucleotides long. The record is from RefSeq and is a predicted model, not a curated record. NCBI's taxonomy places the organism in Eukaryota, Metazoa, Chordata, Chondrichthyes, Orectolobiformes, Hemiscylliidae.